UAUAAUACACUACUACUCCAUAUAUAGAGACACACAAACACCUUCACUAGAAAAAUUUCAGAUUCACAGAGACAUAAACACAAACACCUUCACUGCAAUUCUCAAAACACUGCAAAAUGACGAAACAAGAUGAAGGAUUAACAUUAGAACUCAUACGACAACAUCUCCUCGAAGAUUUCACAACUACAGAAUCAUUCAUCAACAGUCUCAAUUCUUGUUUUUCCGAUCACAUCUCCUCCUCCGAUGACAUCUCCCCUGUUUUCACUUCAGUAAAAACAGAGCCAUCUACAUCCAAUUCCCUUUCAGAUUCACCCAAUUCCUCAUACCCAAAUGAACCCAACUCACCAAUUUCCCGUUACUUCAAUCUCCGCUCCGAUUUCCCUGAAUUCAAAAUCGAUUCAGAUACCAUCCUCAGUCCAGUUUUCGACUGCUCCGCCGGUUCUAACGAAGACAAUAGUAAGAAGAAGAAUUACAGAGGGGUAAGGAGAAGGCCAUGGGGGAAAUUUGCGGCGGAGAUAAGAGAUCCAAGUCGAAAAGGAUCGAGGAUUUGGUUGGGUACUUUUGAUACUGAUAUUGAUGCUGCUAGAGCUUAUGACUGUGCAGCGUUUAAGAUGAGAGGAAGAAAAGCUAUUCUGAAUUUUCCGUUGGAUGCCGGAAAAUCUGGUGCUCCGGCGAAUAUUGGCCGGAAAAGGAGAAGAGAGAACAAGAUGGAGUUGGUGUAGAUGACUAAUUUGUAAUUUGUGUUAAAGUAUGUUAAUUACUUAAUGCUCUUCUAAGUGAUGUAUUAAAAACUCCAUUACAUCAUAAUUAAUAGAGCUUCCCCCCCCCCCCCCCC
This is a messenger RNA of Solanum pennellii, 835 nucleotides long. Its product is annotated as ethylene-responsive transcription factor ERF106-like. The record is from RefSeq and is a predicted model, not a curated record. Lineage: Eukaryota; Viridiplantae; Streptophyta; Magnoliopsida; Solanales; Solanaceae. The transcript has a single exon. Gene Ontology annotation, molecular function: DNA binding; DNA-binding transcription factor activity. The coding region runs from base 117 to 722 and encodes 201 amino acids. Gene Ontology annotation, biological process: ethylene-activated signaling pathway; regulation of DNA-templated transcription.